CAGGCAAACGGUUUGGAGAACACCUUCCCAGAAGCCUUAGUCAAACACCAUGAUAAAGAUUUUACUUCUUUUUGUUGUGACUGGGGCAGUCACUGCUGUGCCAUAUGGAAUUCCAUACCCCCAGGGUAUCAACGCACCAUCUUAUGAAUACCCCCCUCCUCCUCCUCCUCCUCCACCUGCUCCCAAGGAGACACCCCAGCCGUUUGAGUACAGCUUCGAAAUCAAAGACGAAGCCGGUAAUACCAUUACCCGACAGGAAUCCGGAGACGGAAGUGGUGCAGUCACCGGAAGUUUCAGCUACAUCGACGAAAACGGCAUCUUCCGCCGAGUGAACUACGUGGCUGACGUUGACGGUUUCCAACCUCAGAUUGAGACCAACGAGCCUGGUACAGCCAAUGCCAACCCCGCUAGUGUACAAAUGACAGUCCAAGAGCCACCAGUAAUUCCAGAAGCUAAACCUUCACCACCGAAGUAUCCCCCUCCUCCUCCUCGUCCCCCGAAGCAUGUCCAACAAUACAGAUAUAUCAAGGUCCCGAUCUAUGGCUACCCUCAGUAAAUAGUUUUUUUUCUACAUUACUCAAGUUGCUUCUUAAAUAUUUAUUGAAGCCUGGAAGCACGUUUUAGAGCCUUAGAAUUCGUUAAUGUUCUUUCUUAGACUAUACAUGACCGAUAACUAACUUUUGUGUCUGGCCAACUGACCUCUCUACGUUAUUCUUGACAUUGUAAAUAUAUCUACUGUAUCUACUUAAAAAAUAAAAUAUUUUGCAAUUUAUCAUAUGUAUUAUAAACUAAAGUAUAUCUGAUGCCAACUGAACAAUAUAUGUUUGAAGAAAGGGAUUAUAACAGACUAUACACGGUAUUCGAAAUUAAGGUUAAGUAUGAUUCUUGCAUAAGGAGAGAAAUACACAGUUGAACUUUAUUUUUGAACAGUAGACUUCAGUAGUAUAAACAAUAUACUCAACAGUAUUGUCAGAGUAAAAUAUAUAUAUACAUGCACAUAAUCGCGGCCCUACUUUUAAUUUUUUCCAUUUUUUUACUUUUAAACACUUUUCUUGGAGUACAAAGACACUAGCCUCCUCCUCACCAUCCGAACAUUUUCUCUGGUUAUAAGUUUAAUUUCGAAGUAGUUUUAUCGAUGUAAUCCAACAUCUGUCUAUAAGAAACAAUCAGGAAUAGUUAUUUAGAAAUGUAACAUCCGACAGCCAGGGUUGUGGGUGUUAUCGAUCUAUAUAGAGGCUUCUACCAUAACAGACUAAAUAUAUCUUGAAAUUCAGUAAAUUAUAUUUUGAAUAAUAUUAUCUAAUAUUUGCUCUACGAUAAACAGUAACAAUUCCUUCAGCACCAUGCUAAGAAAUUACACACAAAAACUCUCACCAAUAUAUGUGUAUAUGUAUGUUUGUGUGUGUGUAUUACUGUACGUAAGUCUAAUUUGCAUUCGUUUUCGAGUCGAUUGUUUAAUUGAUUGUCGAAAAGAUUGAAUACAAUGGAAAUAUUUUGUCUAUAUAUAUAUAUAUAUAUAUGAAUCUCACUAAGUACAAGUAAACUUCAAUGACCUCUGAUGGAACCGAUGACUCAAGCUUUUUUUCCAGAAUUAUUUUUAGAAUUUUAAACAUUCUCUUAAAAAAACUAUAAAACUAAAAAUCUGAAACUAGUAAAAAACCGUAAACUUAACUUUAGAAUUGAAUUUCACUUAUAAACACCAUUUAUAUAAUAAGAAAUAUAAAUAUCUCACAUGUAAAUCUGUUUGUUUGAAGUUAAG
Messenger RNA from Limulus polyphemus (Atlantic horseshoe crab), 1759 nucleotides. RefSeq names its product cuticle protein 10.9-like. Gene Ontology annotation, cellular component: chitin-based extracellular matrix. The transcript has 3 exons. NCBI's taxonomy places the organism in Eukaryota, Metazoa, Arthropoda, Merostomata, Xiphosura, Limulidae. The record is from RefSeq and is a predicted model, not a curated record. The coding region runs from base 50 to 556 and encodes 168 amino acids. Gene Ontology annotation, molecular function: structural constituent of chitin-based larval cuticle.